Molecule: messenger RNA, 2384 nt
Organism: Rhododendron vialii
Lineage: Eukaryota; Viridiplantae; Streptophyta; Magnoliopsida; Ericales; Ericaceae
Product: AT-hook motif nuclear-localized protein 1-like
Exons: 5
Coding region: 823-1917 (364 amino acids)
Molecular function (GO): minor groove of adenine-thymine-rich DNA binding
Source: RefSeq, a predicted model, not a curated record
UCUAUUCAAAACUCACUAACUUUCCAUUUAUUAAUUCCCCUUUUAUUAAAUUUCCAAGACGGACUUGAAACCAUUUCCUUAACCAAAAUUAAUACAUUGAAUUUUGCAAAUAAAAAAAGUCAAUAAUUAAUUGUAUUCCCCAUAUUUCAUUGAAAUUCCAUUUAUUUCGCAAGUAUUUUCUACUUUAUUUUCCUGCUUUCCUCCUUUUCCUGCAAAACCCUAAUUUCACCACCCCCGAAGAUUUCUGAAACCAAAGAAAAUUUUGUUAUUUUUAUUUUUAUUUUUAAAGAAAAUGAGUUCCACCAUUGAAGCUCUGUGCAUGCUCUGCAAUGGCCGUGUGUGAAGCGUCGGGCAGUGUUUGUUUGCUUGUUUGAGCGGUUAUACCCAUAAAAGAUGUCUUUUUGCCUUUGAUUGUGAUCUUUGUACGUCCAAUUCAGUGUCUGCAAUAUUCCGGAUUAAGAAAUUCGACGUGGGUAAUUUUUCUGGGUCUCAAGUUGUUGAGCUUUUAACUGGCCUGAUUUUUUGGGGGUAUUAAAUUUUAAAAAAACGAUCUUUCUUUCAUUUCUGCUUUAAUUUCACGUGGUGUUCUUGAAUAUUUCUGGGUUUGAGGGCUUGAGCUGUUAACUGGCCGGAUUAUUAAGUUUUAUUGUAUCUACGGGCUUUCUCUAAUUUUUGCUUUGAUUUGACGUGUGUUUCCUUUAAUUUUUCUGGGUUUUCAGUGCUUGAGCUUUUAGCUUGUCUGUUUUUUCAAGGGUAGGCUUUUGAUUUUCAUUUUCAGCUCGGGUUUAAGGGUUUUCGAAUUUUUUGGAUUUACUUCUAUGAAUGGAGGGAGAAGCAGGGAUUAACAGUUAUGGGGUUACAAAAAAGGGGGAAGAAGCUCCAGGGAGCUUCCACGUGGCACCGAGGAUCGAAACCCCGACCCAAUUAACCGGAUCAACGGUGGCGCCCAGGAUCGAAACCCCCACCCAAUUAACCGGAUCAACGGUGGCGCCCAGGAUCGAAACCCCCACCCAAUUAACCGGAUCAACGGCUGCAGUGACAGCGGCCACACCGGUAAGUGUGGUGCCGGCGCCAGUUGCUGUGGCAGCUCCACCAGUUGGUAGUGGUACAAAGGGGAAGAAGAAGAGGGGGAGGCCAAGGAAAUAUGCACCAGAUGGGUCAGUUCUAGCAUUAUCACCAAUGCCGAUAUCAGCUUCUAUUCCGUUGACUGGGGAUUACUCAGCUUGGAAACAAGGUAGAGGGCGGCCUGUUGACUCAUUCAAGAAGAAACAUAAAUUGGAGUUUGAGAGUCCAGGUGGGCAUGUAGCCUACUCUGUUGGUGCAAAUUUCACACCUCAUGUGAUCACUAUUAAUGCUGGCGAGGAUGUCAAUAUGAAGAUCAUUUCAUUUUCCCAACAAGGAUCUAGAGCUAUUUGCGUUCUCUCAGCAAAUGGUGCAAUUUCCAAUGUUACGCUUCGACAGCCUAAUUCUUCUGGAGGUACUUUGACAUAUGAGGGUCGUUUCGAGAUACUUUCCUUGACUGGAUCUUUUAUGCCUACUGAUAGCGGUGGAACAAAAAGCAUAUCCGGUGGGAUGAGUGUUUCUUUGGCAGGCCCUGAUGGUCGUGUUUUGGGGGGAGGACUUGCUGGUCUUUUAAUAGCUGCUGGCCCUAUUCAGGUUGUAGUUGGCAGUUUUCUAUCGGGUCAUCAGCAGGAGCAAGAGCAGAAGCCCAAGAAGCAGAAGUUUGAGCGCACGCUGAUUUUUUCCCCUACCGCUGCUAAUCAUAACUCUGGGCAAGCAAUAGAAGGAGGCUACGCGGCUACUCCAAUCCCAAUCCCAAUCCGAGUUCCAAGUAAUUUGUCCACUGAAAAAGAAUUAUCCUUCUCCCGAGCAGAACCUAAAGACCCAAGCGGACAAAAUUGUGAGGUUUCUUGCUAAUUAUGUAUGCGCCGUGUAACUUGUUUGUAAUCCUCCCGUUGUCUAACCCCUUACCUGAUAACCACAUCAACAAUUGUUAUUGGGUAGUUAUUUUCGCACUCCUUUUUUUGAUAUCUGCACUUCUGUAGUUGUUUUUAUUCAUGUGGAUUGUGGAUUAACAACAUUGCCACUAACUUGUUCACUUUUUCACAUGAAUAAGGCAAAGGUGUGGAUAAUAAAAAGAGGAAUGCAAGAAUCGAUUUCCUUGUUAUUUCAGGAAAAUGUAGGGCUUAACUUGAGUCGGAGUUUUAAACUGGAGUUGUAUUCGUAGGAAGUAGUAUAGGGAGGUCGUCAUCGGCGAAUGUUAGCCGGUGCUCGUGUGGUUUGUUGAUGUAGGAUUUUUAUGUGUAUGAUGUACCUUGACUGUCAUUCUUCUGACUUUUCUGUAACUGAUAGGUUUGAUGUUUAAUUGGAUUCUGUUAUGUCUA